UGUUUUGUUCUUCCAGUAGAGUUUGUCUGCGCCGUGGUACGUAACGUACGCCCGCUGUUGAGUGCUCGGUUUCGCGCGAUAUUCGAUAUUGGAUCAAUCUGACCGGUGACCGUUGCCGCGUGCUCGUCGAUUACAGAAUAUGGGGUACCACGUGUUACUGCUAUGCGCGUGGCUGGGAUCAGCCAGCGCAAUACUGGAAGUCGUGAGCCAGUGGAACGUGAUGCAGUUCGACUUCCCGCCGGAUCCGGUGCUGCUAGAGAAGUUCCAGCCGGAGAACACAGUGGCCACGGGCCUGGAGAUCGGAUGGGACAGAAUCUAUUUGGGUAUACCACGAUUGCGCGCCGGCGUGCCCGCCACGCUGGCCUGGAUUCCGAGGAGCUUGCCGUCUGGUGUCAGUCCCGUCCUUCAGGCUUACCCUGACUGGUCGUGGCACACGGCCGGCCGAGGCGACAUCAACUGCACCGGGCUAGUGUCCGUAUACCGCAUCAGGGCCGACCGCUGCAACCGUCUCUGGGUCCUGGACGCCGGCGUCGUCACCAGCCUCGACGACUUCCGCCGCGUCUGCCCCCCCAAGAUACUCAUCUUCGACAUGGCUACCGACCGCCUGGUGCGAAGCGUGUACUUCCCCCGUGAGCUGCUGCGGCCAAGCUCCUUGCUGACCAACCUCGUGCUCGACGAGACCCGCUCCAGCGCUCGCCUCGCCUCCAACUGCGAUAACAUCUUCGCCUACAUUAGUGACACUGUCGCGCCAGGUAUUAUCGUGUACGACGGGCACCGAGACAACGCAUGGCGCGUGACCCACGCCUCCAUGUACCCCGACCCGGACAUGGGAGAGUACGACAUCAACGGGGAACGGUUUACGUUGAUGGACGGCAUUGUCGGCCUGGCGCACUCGCCGGCUCAGGGUCUGCUCUAUUAUCAGCCGUUGGCCACUGACAGACUAUUCAGCGUGUCGACCGCAGUUCUGGCGGCAGGCCCCCCCGCCGAGGGCACUGACUUGCCCGUCAACCUCGUGGGCCGAAAGUCCUCGCAAGGGCUCGGCAUCGCCGUCGACCCUCGCGACGACACGAUCAUCUUCAGCCCCAUUGUCGAGACGGCCAUCGCUGCUUGGAAUCCUAUCAGCAACUCGCAUAGAGUGCUCGCCCAAGACCCGGAGAAGCUGCAAUUCUGCGCGGAAGUGCGAUGGGCGGAGCGCGACAACGGGGCCGUGUGGGCCCUCUCCACGCGCUUCCACAAGUACUUCAAGAGACAAGUCAACAAACACGAGAUACACAUACGUAUCGUUCGCAUAGUGGAAGGGGGAUUCCCCGCGUUGCAGCCGCACGUCCUGCGCCGCUCCGCUCGCCGUCACAGAAACUUGAACGCCACGCUACACUAAUAACUAUGCCAACUAAAUACCUACUAAAUUAUUUCGUUACUGCACACAGCAG
Cydia splendana is the source of this 1430-nucleotide messenger RNA. Its product is annotated as protein yellow. The transcript has 8 exons. NCBI's taxonomy places the organism in Eukaryota, Metazoa, Arthropoda, Insecta, Lepidoptera, Tortricidae. The coding region runs from base 140 to 1378 and encodes 412 amino acids. Gene Ontology annotation, cellular component: extracellular region. The record is from RefSeq and is a predicted model, not a curated record.